This is a messenger RNA of Dimorphilus gyrociliatus, 2184 nucleotides long. Lineage: Eukaryota; Metazoa; Annelida; Polychaeta; Dinophilidae. The record is from the annotation of a GenBank genome assembly.
CCGCAGCGUACAAUAUUUAAUAAUAUUGCGAAAACAGACCAUUAUAAAUAAAAUUUAAUGGAAAAUAUGAAAAAAAGCGAUAUUAAAAAUGAAUUAUUAGUAACUUUAACUUGAGAGUAAUAAAUGUUUGAAGAACCUAUUUAAAAGUCGUGUAUUCUAUUGGUUGAUAUUGUGAUCGUAACUAAACGCCUCAUUUUAAUUAGCGUUAGUUAGCCCAUUACUCUGCAAGAUAUAAAUAAACAAAAACAUUUUUUUUAACAUUUAAGUAAUACAUAUAUAUAUACUAAAAUAUAUAUAUAAAAGGAAAUAUACAUAUAUAUGUAUUAUAUGUCUAAGCAUACCGUAGUAAACCUGUAACAUGGGUAAAUAUGAAAUUCAAACACAAUAAUAAUGAUAAUAAAAACAAUGUACGUAAUUGUGGCUACAUGCACUAAAUGAAGCUGAAAUAAAAAUGAACUAGAUAUCCUAUAUGAUCGAUAGAUUAGGUUGACGUGAACAACAUUGCCUUAUAUAAAUUUAUAGAUAAUGUACCUGUACCAAAAAUAUCUAUAGAUCAAGUUUAAUACCUUACAAUCUUCAAAACUCAACCAAAUCUAGAAAUAAAAACGGCGAAAUUAUUACCCGUAGUCCGCGAAAUUAUGGGACAUAACGAAAAUAAGAAUGAAAUUAAAAUGAUCAGGAAGGUAAAUUAUACAGUAGUGAACCUAUUUAGAGAGAUGAUAACGUUCUACCUUUUCAUCUCCUUGUUGAGCGAGCGUUGACAGGGCCUUGACGUCGACCUUGGCCUUUUUUAAUUGUACUUUUAAAUCUGAAAGAAUGGUAUCAGAAUUCUUCAGAGACGCCAUAUUUGGCUAGGUUCUUAAAUUACUUAAUUAAAAAGAUCACUUUUUACUUCUAACUUGUUUUUUUUAAGGAAAAUAAAUAACCUAUUUAAGUCUAAAGAGAAAAAAAAACUUUUAAUUAUGAAUUGCAGAUGAUCCAGUCAGCAUUCAGUGGGGUACAUAACUAUCAGCCAUUUGAUGGGCGUGUCUAUGUAAGGCGCACCUGAAACUUGGCAAACAAGCCGACAAAAGGGCAUUAAAAAUAAUAGAACAUGGGUGAUGCCAUUUGCGAGAGCGCCGAAGCGGAUAGUUCCAUCUCGACGCCCAAACUCAAAUCGUAUGCAAAAUUGUUGCUGAACACUUCAAAGCUGUCCGAGGACCACGGAAGCAUGGAAGAGACUGAACAGAAGGAAACUGAGUCGGAUAUUAACGCUAAUCAAGAAGACUUACCUCCGCCUCCACCGGAAAAUGAAGCAGAGAAAUGCCAAGAAAACUCAGCAGAAUGUGAAAAAGAUGGUGAAAACGAAAGUGUUGACGAGACAAAAGUUGAAGUUGAAGCUAAUGUUGAAGUUGAAGAGAACGAAGAGCAGCAAGACAACGAAAACGCUGAAGAAAGUAAACUUGAGCAGGAAAAUGAAGCGAAUGAAAACAACGAACCUGAAGAUGAGCAACAGUCCGGAGAUGUUGCUGAAGACAAAGUAGAAGUUGAAAAAGACAACGAAUCAGAUAACAAAGAAGAAAAAGAUGAAAAUACAGACGAAACAGAUCCAAUCGAAGAAGAAAAGACCAUUGAUGAUAAGGAAGAUGAAGGCGAGGAAAAGAAGAUAAACGGCGAAUUAAAGAAUGAAUUAGACGAUAAAGAAAACAAAACCGAAGAAGAUGAAGAAGAGAAAGACAACGAACCAGAAAGAAAUGGCAAAAAAUUGGAAAGAAAGGGUGGCAGUAGGAAAAUUGUUCGUAAUCAACCUGCAACAGAAAAUGAGAAUGAUAAACCAUCCGAGUUGGAGAUAAAGAAUGAUAUUUGUCCAGAAUGUAAGAAAGGUGAGUUGGUGGAAAGACGCAAAAGAAGUUGCCUGAUUCCCGCGGUGAUUUGUUGCCCUUGCGGAACUAUUGGAUAUCUCAUGUCAAGAGAGAAGUUUUGUAACGCAUGCAAGAAAGUAUUCUAAAUAUUUUCUCUAAUUAAAGUUUAAUUAAUGGCACAGAUAUGGAAAGCUUUUGAAAAACAAACAAUGAUUAAUUCUGCAUUAUCUUCAAUGUUGUAUUUUUGCUUUUCGUCCACAUGGCGUUUGCGUUUAUGUAAUCCUCUUUAUACUUUAUAUACAAAGUAUAUUUAUAGUAUUUAUAUAUAUAUAUAUAUAUAUAU